AUGCUUACUAUUGAAACCAAUAGAUACUUAGCACGUAAGCUUCUCUCUGCUGACGUCAAGAUUGAAGAGAUGAAAUGUUUGGUAGGGAUUUUGUUAGUCAGUGGCUACUGCCAAGUGAGCAGAAGAAGAAUGUACUGGGAAAAUGCAUCUGACUCAAGAAAUAGUUUGAUUGCUUCAGCCUUGUCUCGAGAUAGAUUUACACUAAUUUACUCUAAUAUUCAUGUUGCUGAUAAUCUAAAUUUAGAUACAUCCGAUAAAUUUGCAAAAGUUCGUCCUUUAUUAAAAGUUUUAACUAUGAGGUUUCUUGAGCACUGUCCACAUAAGGAGAAUCAUAGUGUUGAUGAGGCUAUGGUCCCAUAUUUUGGUCAUCACGGCUGCAAACAGUUUAUUAGAGGCAAGCCUAUAAGAUAUGGAUACAAAUUAUGGGUUGGUGCAACAUCAGGAGGUUACAUUGCAUGGUUUGAACCAUACCAAGGUGCUUCUACAUUUACGAAUGCCCAAUAUUCCCAGCUUGGUCUUGGUGCAAGUGUGGUUUUGUCUUAUGCAGAUCAACUAGCAACAUUAGGCUAUGGAAAAAACUACCAUCUCUUCAUAGAUAACUUUUUUACCGGUUUGCCUUUGGUUCAUGAACUUACUGAGAGGGGAUUUCGUGUAACUGGUACUAUCAGAGAAAAUAGAUCUGGAAAGUGCCCUCUAUUAAGUAACAAAGAAGCAAAGACAAAAGAAAGAGGCUUUUAUGAUUAUCGCAUAUCUGAUGAUAUUAUAAUUUGCAAGUGGCAUGACAAUAGUAUAGUGUCAGUAUGCUCUAAUGCAGUUGGUGUUGAUCCUGUCCACAAAACUGAACGCUAUUCUCAGCAACUAAAAAAGAAAAUAUCUGUUUCUCAACCUCAUCUCAUUCAACAAUACAAUAAAAAUAUGGGUGGAGUAGAUUUAUCAGAUCAGAAUAUAUCGUCAUUGCGAACUAGCAUUCGAGGAAAAAAGUGGUAUAUGCCUCUGAUUCUCCAUUGUAUAGACAUGUCUGUACAAAAUGCAUGGCUGCUGUACAGACAUAAUGGAGGGAAUAUCGACUUGCUAAACUUUCGACGUCGUAUUGCAAACUAUAUUAUCGAUUGUAAUAAACAACGCGAAAGGCCAGGUCCUAGUCGACCAUCUUCAAUAACAUCAGACUCUCGAUACGACGGCAAAGAACACUAUGUCAGCAAGCAGGAAAAGAGGACCAGGUGUGGCCUAUGCCACAAACAAUGUCCUACAAGAUGUGUCAAGUGCAAUAUCGGUGUCCACGUAGAGUGCUUUAUUAUGUAUCACACCAAAAAGUAA
This is a messenger RNA of Parnassius apollo (apollo), 1317 nucleotides long. Lineage: Eukaryota; Metazoa; Arthropoda; Insecta; Lepidoptera; Papilionidae. The record is from the annotation of a GenBank genome assembly.